AAAAAUGCGUGGAGUCAUGCGUCAGCUGAUGCGCGCCGGCAACGAGUAUAUGACACCUGUUGAGAAUCGAGUAUCCCAGUAUCCGGCUCCGAUUCGCGUCUCUCGGUGCAAUUGACCGCGAUGUUGGGGAAGAGGCUCGCCUUCGAGCUCCUGCCGAUUGUACGCCGUUGCGGAGCCGCGGCGGGGCUGAAAUCCGCGAGCGCGCCGCGGCACGACGCUAGGCGCGAACACGGAACGUCGCCCGGCGGGUCGCACGUGGACGAGGAGCUGCGGGAAAUUUUCCGAUUCAAGGACACCAAGAUCAGCAAUUGGAUCAUAGAGAACAAGGCACGCGCACUGUGUGUCAGGUACACCGAGAGCAACCAGGAUAAUCGCCGGCGGAUUUUACGCGCGCUAGCCUCGCGGUACGCCGUACAACACGACGAUAUAUGCCAAGUGGCCAAGAGAUUGGUCUGCACCGAGCCUGAAAAUGAACGACAAAUGUUUGUCCACGAGAGAACCUUGAAGGAUGUGCUUACGCCCGCUUAUCAUUGGUUAUUCGUUAUUAUAGGAAGAUUGCAGCAUGGCGUCAAGUUCUUGGUCGAUCUGAGAACUGAUGUUCUGGAACUAAUGGCGGAAAUCAAAGAUACCGACGAAAGUAUAGUAGUACAGCAACUAAAUCAUACGUUGCUGGAUUUAUUUUUGCUCUGGUUUUCCGUCGGUUUCUUACACGUGGAACGAAUUACCUGGGAAAGUUCGUGCGACAUACUGCAAAAGGUAUCCGAUUACGAAGCUAUACAUCCUAUAAGGAAUUGGUUGGACUUGAAACGCAGAGUCGGACCAUACAGAAGAUGCUACGUAUUUAUGCACCCGUCCAUGCCAAGAGAGCCUAUUGUCGUCUUGCAUACGGCACUGUGUGACGUUAUACCAGAUAGCGUAAAGGGUAUUGAAGAAGCUGAAACUAGAAUUCUGGGAAGCGCAAAGAAACAUAUAACAUUUCUAGAGGAAGAUAAAUCGAAGAUAAAAGCAGCAAUAUUUUAUUCUAUAGUGUCCACGCAGAAAGGAUUGCAGGGAAUUGAGCUCGGCAAUUAUUUGAUAAAGAAAGUGGCCGGCGAGAUCACGACUGAAUUUCCAGCUAUACAACAACUGUCCAGCUUAUCACCGAUACCAAAUUUUAAGACUUGGCUACUUGACAAAUUGAAACAAGACGUGGCAUUUAUAUUUACCACGCGAGAAUAUAAAGUGGCGAGAGAUAUUUUGCAAACGGAAAACGUGAUAUCGGCCUUGAAAAAGAUCCUGGGCACUUCGUUAUGGACAGGAGAUAAGCAACUGGCAGAAUUUUUGAAAGACCCACUACUUCGAGCGUGCGCGUGGUACUUGUAUAAAGAAAAGAGACGUGGCUACGCUUUAAACACGGUCGCUAAUUUUCAUUUACGCAACGGAGCUGUGAUGUGGCGAAUAAACUGGCUGGCUGACCCUUCGCCACGUGGAGUGGCAAAUAGUUGCGGCAUAAUGGUCAACUAUAGGUAUUUCUUGGAAGACUCCGAGAGCAACAGUCGGAAUUACAUUGAACAUUUUGUCAUAAGUGCUACAGAAGAUGUAAUUAAUCGCGCGAUGCAAGCGGAAAAAUUAAGAAUUGCGUUACAAUAGGAAUAUAACUAUAUAACUGCGUGAAAGGAUCGUGAAGAUACAGUAAAUAUCCCAACUACAAACAGAAGAACGUUAUUACGCUUAAAGACAGCACAAUAGUCUGCAGACAAGUCUAGAACAGAUAAUAUAUAAUCUCUAUUAUAAUUCAGAGGUUACCACUAUUGCCGUUUCUUGCAGAACAACGGCAGAGAAGUCAUUGAAAGGUGCGAGUGUUGUGAAACGAUCAACUUCUUCUCUACUCCAAUUUUUAUCGAUACUUUGGACUCGAGUGUGCGUUAUGUUUCAACGUGUGUAUGUGUGUGUGAAUAUAGACUAGAAAAAGAGAAAAUAAAGUUGAGUACACACCUGUA
Vollenhovia emeryi is the source of this 1979-nucleotide messenger RNA. RefSeq names its product malonyl-CoA decarboxylase, mitochondrial-like. Bases 121 to 1629 code for a protein of 502 amino acids. Gene Ontology annotation, cellular component: peroxisomal matrix; mitochondrial matrix. Lineage: Eukaryota; Metazoa; Arthropoda; Insecta; Hymenoptera; Formicidae. Gene Ontology annotation, molecular function: malonyl-CoA decarboxylase activity. The transcript has 11 exons. The record is from RefSeq and is a predicted model, not a curated record. Gene Ontology annotation, biological process: fatty acid biosynthetic process; positive regulation of fatty acid oxidation; acetyl-CoA biosynthetic process.